Strongylocentrotus purpuratus (purple sea urchin) is the source of this 3310-nucleotide messenger RNA. Its product is annotated as sodium- and chloride-dependent neutral and basic amino acid transporter B(0+). The record is from RefSeq and is a predicted model, not a curated record. Gene Ontology annotation, biological process: sodium ion transmembrane transport. Bases 202 to 2196 code for a protein of 664 amino acids. Lineage: Eukaryota; Metazoa; Echinodermata; Echinoidea; Camarodonta; Strongylocentrotidae. The transcript has 13 exons. Gene Ontology annotation, cellular component: membrane.
CGCCGGUCACAAAGUGCAUACAACAGGUGAAAUUCAUCCUGCACUAGUGACUUAUUGUUGGGUGUUCAAAUUUGUUUUCAGACUUCGAAGCUAUCUGCUUCAUACGAGUCCCUGCAGGGUUGGUGGAAACUAGUUUUCACUUCAUAACUUUUUGGUUUCUCAGCACGAUCUUCGUGAGUUUUGAACUUUACCUUGGACGUUAUGGGCAAGUCGGAGGAAAAUGGAACCAUGGAAACAGCGGGUGCAGACGGAGUGGAAGGCGAGUUCAAGGGAGACGAGAACGAGGAGCGAGGGAACUGGAGUAACAAGAUGGACUUCGUACUGUCUUGUCUUGGUUACGCCGUAGGUCUAGGAAACGUCUGGAGAUUCCCUUAUCUGGCGUACAGAAACGGAGGAGGAGCCUUCCUCAUCCCAUACGUCAUCAUGUUGUUUUUCGCUGGUAUACCGCUCUUCUUUCUUGAGGUGUCACUUGGACAGUACUGCAGCCUGGGACCUAUCCGGUGCUGGAAAUCUGUGCCGCUCUUUAGAGGUAUCGGGUACUGCCAGAUGGUUACCGUAUUCUACGUCGGUAUUUACUACAACAUCAUCAUCACGUACACUGUGUACUACUUCGGUGUAUCCUUCACCUCCAAUCUACCGUGGGUCGGGUGUGGUAAUUCGUGGAACACCAAGUACUGCUACGACAACUACAGGCAAUGCAUCGACAACACCAGCAUCAUCACAGACACCAACAACACCUGCGUGCAUCUCGAAUCCCUGGACGAGCAAACGCUCAACGUGUUCGGCGUUGCUCGGAACACGUCGUACGAUGAGGGGGAAGCCAUGCGAUACGACCUGACAAACUACACCGAUCCGUUGCAGGCGGAGCGAAAACUGGCUAGCGAGGAAUAUUGGAAGGGAGCAGUCCUUCAGGAAUCCGAUUCAAUGAACGAUACCGAUGGGAUCAUCUGGCAGCUGCUCAUCUGCCUCUUCGUCUCCUGGCUCAUCGUCUAUCUGUGCUUGGUCAGGGGUAUCAAGUCCUCUGGAAAGGUGGUCUAUUUUACUGCCACUUUCCCAUACGUCGUGCUCGUCAUCCUUCUCGUCCGGGGUCUAACUCUGCCAGGAGCUUCAGAGGGAAUCCGUUUCUUUGUAACACCUGAUCUCAGCAAGCUCAGUGAUGCUGGGGUGUGGCAAGAUGCGGCCAUCCAGAUUUUCUAUUCUCUCAGCGCCGCUGGAGGAGGACUCACUACACUCGCAUCCUACAACAAAUUCCACAACAAUUGUUACGUAGAUUCGUUGUUUGUAGCCAUCGCUAACUGCUGUACCAGCGUCUUCGCCGGGUUUGUCAUCUUCUCCAUCGUCGGAUUCAUGGCCCAUGAACUCCAACAGCCCGUCGAAACCGUCGUAUCAGAAGGUUUUGGUCUUGCCUUCGUCGCGUACCCGGCAGCGGUGGCCCGUAUGCCCAUCUCCCCACUCUGGUCUGUUCUCUUCUUUGGCAUGUUGAUAACACUCGGACUGGACAGUCAGUUUGCCAUCAUGGAGAACCUUGUGACGAUGAUCUGUGAUGAGUUCCCUCAAACCCUCCGUAAGAGGAAGAACAAGGUCAUGUUGGUUGCCUGUGUUUCCAUGUUCUUCCUUGGAUUUACAUGCAUCACACAUACCGGAGGUUACUGGGUAGCCCACCUGGACAGCUAUGGUGCCUUCUUCAACUACCUGGUGUACGCUCUUCUCGAGUGCAUCGCCAUAGCUUGGUUCUACGGAAUCAAACGCUUCACCAACGACAUCCGAACAAUCGUGGGCAACGGAUGGGUCGACAACUUCACCUUUAACUGGUGGUCAGUCAACUGGAGUGCGUUCACACCAGGUCUGAUGGUGUUUGUCCUGUUCUUUAACUGGUUGCAAUGGGUGGAGCCGAGCUACAACGGACCCUUCCCGACCUGGGCCGUCAUCAUCGGCUGGUUGAUGACCACCAUGUCGCUCAUCUGGAUCCCAGUCGUCAUGAUCUUCGAGUUCCUCAGGGCUGAUGGAGAUCUUGCUCAGCGCUGGCGAGCGGUUUCCAACCCCACAGAAGAAUGGGGGCCUGCCCUCCCCAAGUUCAGACUCGAGGCAGCCAAGGUGCAUGAGGAAUACGGAACCAACAUGGGAGGCAGCUUGGCAGUCGAUGGAAGCGGUCGUCGGGUUAACAUCCAAGAAUUAGAGAUGGAAAAAAGUGCCUAGACGGUAAACAAGAGUGAUUACAGUAUGAGGAUAUGCACGUUCUGCUGAUAUGAACAUUAAAGAUCAAAUUUGAAAUUGAUAUUUCAAAUGAGUUUGAAAAUUCAAAUUCAAAUUAACAAAAAAUCUAAUUCAAAUUCACAUUCAAAUUCAUCUUCAACUUCAAAUUCGAAUUCAAAUUCAAAUAUAAAUCCAAAUCCAAGGUACACGAGAAAUUUGGAAGCAAAAUUGGCGAAGUAGGGGGGGGGGGGGGCUUGAGUUUAACCGUCGAUGGUGGCGAUCGCCGGAAGAAAAUAGGAUACAAUAAUUAUGAAGAAGGAGAAAAAAGGAAAGAACAGAGCAGGAUAUAAUGAUGGGGAAGAAAAAGAAGAAACACUGCAAAGAAAAAUGAGAGAAAAUGCGAUGAGCGGACAUCGGUUUGUAAUAAUCUUUAUAUAUACGUUUAUUGUUUGUUUGUUUAUUUGAAGUAAGCAUAAUAUUGUAUAAGUGUAUACCAUUUAGCAUUUCUGAAGAAAUAAAAACGUCUUUCAUGUAGAAGUAGAGGUAAGUAGUUGUAGUAGAUGUAUAGGUUUUGACUGGAGACAGUCAAUGUAUUCAUUUUAAAUAUUAUUUCGUUUCGAUUUUAAUGACGUCGUUAUACCUAUAUAUAUAUUAUUCGUUUUCAUUGUCUGUAGCGACAUAUUUGUUAUAAACCAUCUCGCAAUGAUCAAUUGCACAGUAACAGAAGCCGUUUACAUACUCUAGAUCAAUGAGGAUAAGUACUCAGGUUGUUAAAUUUUGCCGUAUGUUAGAAACAAGCCACGAGAAAGGAGGUUGGUAUUAUUAUUAUAAAAAAAGGGGUGAUAUAGCUUUUGUCUGAAAUCAGUUACUUCCCAGCUUACGAAUUGUAUUAAUCUUUAUCAACACUGAACCUUCCUUUUAAAAAUGAUAUCGUAUUUCAAUGUCUUUCAAAAUCAACUCUUUGUCGGGUUGGAAGGUGUGUGGUGAACUCGAAUUGUCUUGUAUAUUUUUGUACACAUGGUGUAGUAAAAAGGAAGUCUGAACUUGAUAUUUAUCACCAUUUAUCAUUUUAUACUUGUUGUAUUAUCUGGAAAUAAAUGGGAGAUUGGAUAAUUGA